AUGAAGUCAUCGGAUAUUGACCAGGAGUUAUUCACAGAAAGCUACUGCAAAGUGUGCAGCGCCCAGCUGAUAUCGGAAUCCCAGCGCGUGGCCCAUUACGAGAGCCGGAAGCAUGCGAGCAAAGUUCGGCUUUACUAUAUGCUCCAUCCACUCGACGGAGGCUGCCCCGCGAAGAAGCUGCGGUCAGAAAAUGGCAGCGACGACGACCCGGUGGACAAGAACAAGUGCUGCACCCUCUGCAACAUGUCCUUCACUUCGGCGGUGGUGGCGGAGUCUCACUACCAGGGGAAGAUCCACGCCAAGCGAUUAAAGCUGCUGCUAGGAGAGCAGCCCGCUGUAAAGCCCACAGAGACCAGCCUGAGCUCCCUAAAGCAACCCCACGCGGACAGCUCUCCGGUGCCGCCUGCGCCCCAUCAGAGGAGAGACUCCGACAGGUACUGCCAGCUCUGCGCGGCUUGGUUCAACAACCCGAUGAUGGCGCAGCAGCACUACGACGGCAAGAAGCACAAAAAGAACGCCGCCAGGGCUGACCUGCUCGAGCAGCUGGGGAAGACGCUGGACCUGGGCGAGCUCAGAGGUCUGAAGCGAAGUUAUACUUGUAACAUCUGCAACGUCACUCUAAACUCAAUAGAACAGUAUCACGCCCACCUGAAGGGUUCCAAACAUCAGACUAAUCUGGAUGAAGACUCCAAGAUCAUGAUUAGUGACUUUGGGCUAUCGAAGAUGGAAGGCUCAGGCAGUGUCACGUCCACCGCAUGUGGGACUCUUGGCUAUGUGGCUCCUGAGGUGUUGGCACAGAAGCCUUACAGCAAAGCCGUGGAUUGCUGGUCCAUUGGAGUCAUCGCCUACAUCUCGUACAUACUGCGACUUCAGGUGAAGUCCCCACCAGAGAGCAACCAAUUGGUCAGCUCUGCUGGGAACCACACGCACACACAGUCCUACAACGUGGGCGCGAUACAGAACCCUCUUCUUAAAAGUAGCAGAGACAUGAAAAGUGAACAGCGAGCAUCCAACAGCGUCUGGACAAAAUGCAAUGCCAAAAACCUGGAGCGAAUCCUGAAGGCGGAAGCUCGGAUAGGGAAAUGGCAAGCGCUGUGCCAAGCAAACGCACCGCAGACGCGCCGCUUUCAAGAUGUCUGGGGAGCCAUGCAGUGA
Molecule: messenger RNA, 1155 nt
Organism: Varanus komodoensis (Komodo dragon)
Lineage: Eukaryota; Metazoa; Chordata; Lepidosauria; Squamata; Varanidae
Gene: ZMAT4
Product: zinc finger matrin-type 4
Exons: 8
Coding region: 1-1155 (384 amino acids)
Biological process (GO): protein phosphorylation
Cellular component (GO): nucleus
Molecular function (GO): zinc ion binding; nucleic acid binding; protein kinase activity
Source: RefSeq, a predicted model, not a curated record